CUAUAAUAAUAUGAUGAAUUAAGAGUCCAUUGAUGAAUCAAUUGAAAGAUUGUAACUAAUUUAUUUUUAUCAAAAUUAGUCGAAGAGAUAGAUAAACUAUAAGAGAUAAAAUGGCAGAGAGAAACUAAUUAUAUGAAAAAGCAGCCUAAAAUUAUUUAUCAAGUUUAUAAAGAGAAAUUGAAACUAUAAAGCGAACCAGGUAUCAAGAUUAGGAAUGGUAAUAGACCCUUAGCUGAAACAAGAAAUUAAGAGUUUAGAGAAUAAAUAGCCAAUUUAUUUUAGAGAUAUGAAAAUGGAAGUAUUAGAUUAAAAUAAGCAAUUCAAAAAACUAACAUUGAAAAAAUGAAUUACAAUGAUUAUCUAAUUAAAGUGUAUCCAAAUUAUUUUACAGAUGAAAAAAAAAAACUAAAAGAAGAAAAUUAACGACUUAUGCAAUAAUUAUAAGUAUUAUUUAAAUUAAAUAUAAAAGGGUUUUCGAUAAUAAGUUAGCAAUUCUCCAGUCUAAGAAAUACCAGAUAUUGAUAAUGAAUAAUAUGAUUAUAAUGAUCAAUAAAAACUUGAUUAAUAUUUGGGAUAAGAUGUUUAGGAAUAAGAUUACUAAAAUUAAUAAUAUCAUUUUAAAUAAAUAUAAAGAUAGUAGUUUGAAUAACCAUUAGGACUUUAAAAUUAAUCAGGAUAAUCAAAAUCAAAUCUAACAAAAUAAUAAGAAUAAGACUUUUUAUCAGAAUUUUUAAUUCCCUAAUAAGGAAAAAAAUGA
This is a messenger RNA of Paramecium sonneborni, 757 nucleotides long. NCBI's taxonomy places the organism in Eukaryota, Ciliophora, Oligohymenophorea, Peniculida, Parameciidae. The record is from the annotation of a GenBank genome assembly.